This is a messenger RNA of Neomonachus schauinslandi (Hawaiian monk seal), 4447 nucleotides long. It is a transcript of the gene RFX1, whose product is annotated as regulatory factor X1. Bases 326 to 3247 code for a protein of 973 amino acids. Gene Ontology annotation, biological process: regulation of transcription by RNA polymerase II. NCBI's taxonomy places the organism in Eukaryota, Metazoa, Chordata, Mammalia, Carnivora, Phocidae. The transcript has 20 exons. Gene Ontology annotation, molecular function: DNA-binding transcription factor activity, RNA polymerase II-specific; RNA polymerase II cis-regulatory region sequence-specific DNA binding. Gene Ontology annotation, cellular component: nucleus. The record is from RefSeq and is a predicted model, not a curated record.
CCCCAGGCACCAGGGGCUGGGAAGGAAGAAGGCAGAAGUCCUGAACAGGGGUGAAUGGAAGAGGCGUAGACCAGCCUCAGUCCAUAACCAGUUCCCCUGCAGUGAUGGGUUCAUUGUAUCUGGCCACCAGCCUCAGGAUUUAAUUAAGUUAGUGAGGAACCUAAACGUGUCUCUAGGGAGCCAGGAACUGUCCCUGGUUUCCUCUGCUUGUGGAUUAAUUCUUGUUUUUCCUUCUUUUGUUUUUUUUCUGUUUCCCUCCUCCUCUUCUUCUGCCCAAGGAAGAAAAAAAAAAGCCUUAUUUAUUAUCAUUUUCCCCACUGUUGGCAUGGCAACACCAGCGUACGUUACUGAGCUACAGGCAGCCCCGCAACCAUCCCAGCCACCACAGGCCCCGCCCCAGCCACCGCCGCCGCCCCCAGCGGCGCCCCAGCCCCCCCAGCCGCCUGCCACCGCUGCUACCCCCCAGCCCCAAUAUGUCACUGAGUUGCAGAGCCCCCAGCCCCAGGCACAGCCCCCAGGCAGCCAGAAGCAGUACGUGACGGAGCUCCCGGCCACCCCCACGCCCCCGCAGCCGGCCGGCGCACCCACCCCGUCCCCGGCGUCUCAGCAGUACAUCGUGGUCACUGUCUCCGAAGGCGCUAUGCGGGCCAGUGAGACUGUAUCGGAGGCCAGCCCAGGCUCCACAGCCAGCCAGACCGGAGUCCCCACUCAGGUGGUUCAGCAGGUGCAGGGCACCCAGCAGCGUCUGCUGGUCCAGACGAGCGUGCAGGCCAAGCCGGGCCACGUGUCACCCCUCCAGCUCACCAACAUCCCAGUGCCCCAGCAGGCUCUCCCCACGCAGCGUCUGGUGGUGCAGAGCACAGCCCCAGGCGGCAAGGGUGGCCAGGUUUCCCUGACGGUGCAUGGCCCCCAGCAGGUGCACUCGCCCCCUGAGCGGUCGCCGGUGCAGGCCAACAGCUCCUCCAGCAAGACGGCUGGGGCCCCCACGGGCACAGUGCCACAGCAGCUGCAGGUCCAUGGCGUUCAGCAGAGUGUCCCCGUCACCCAAGAGAGGUCCGUGGUCCAAGCCACUCCACAGGCGCCCAAAGCCGGCGCCGUGCAGCAGCUCACAGUGCAGGGGCUCCCGCCAGUUCACGUGGCUCAAGAGGUGCAGCAGCUCCAGCAGGUGCCUGUCCCACACGUGUACUCCAGCCAAGUGCAGUAUGUGGAGGGCGGUGAUGCCAGCUACACGGCCAGUGCGAUCCGCUCCAGUACCUACCCCUACCCGGAGACGCCGCUGUACACCCAGACUGCGGGCGCCAGCUACUACGAGGCCGCGGGCACCGCCGCCCAGGUCAGCACGCCCGCCACCUCCCAGGCGGUGGCCAGCAGCGGCUCCGUGCCCAUGUACGUGUCCGGCGGCCAGGUGGUCGGCAGCUCCACCAGCAGCGGGGCUGGGGCCAGCAACGGCGGCGGCGGCGGCAGCGGGGGCGGCGGCGGCGGCGGCGGCGGCGGGGGAGGCGGCGGCGGGGGGGGCGGCGGCGGCGGCGGCGGAGCGGGCACCUAUGUGAUCCAGGGCGGCUUCAUGCUGGGCAGUGCCAGCCAGUCCUACUCCCACACCACCCGUGCCUCGCCAGCCACUGUUCAGUGGCUCCUGGACAACUACGAAACAGCAGAGGGGGUGAGCCUGCCGCGGAGCACGCUCUACUGUCACUACCUGCUGCACUGCCAGGAGCAGAAGCUGGAGCCCGUCAACGCCGCCUCCUUUGGCAAGCUCAUCCGCUCUGUCUUCAUGGGCCUGCGCACCCGGCGGCUUGGCACCAGGGGCAACUCCAAAUACCACUACUAUGGCCUGCGCAUCAAAGCCAGCUCACCCCUGCUGCGGCUGAUGGAGGACCAGCAGCACAUGGCCAUGCGGGGCCAGCCCUUCUCGCAGAAGCAGAGGCUCAAGCCCAUCCAGAAGAUGGAGGGCAUGACCAACGGUGUGGCCGUGGGGCCACAGCAGGCCACCGGGCUGUCCGACAUCAGCGCCCAGGUCCAGCAGUACCAGCAGUUCCUGGAUGCCUCAAGGAGUCUCCCUGACUUCUCAGAGCUUGACCUCCAGGGCAAAGUGCUCCCCGAGGGCAUCGGGCCUGGGGAUAUCAAGGCCUUUCAGGUCCUGUACCGGGAACACUGUGAGGCCAUUGUUGACGUCAUGGUGAACCUGCAGUUCACCCUGGUGGAGACGCUGUGGAAAACCUUCUGGAGGUACAACCUCAGCCAGCCCAACGAGGCGCCUCCGCUGGCUGUGCACGACGAGGCUGAGAAGCGGCUGCCCAAGGCCAGCCUGGUGCUCCUCUCCAAGUUUGAGCCAGUGCUGCAGUGGACCAAGCACUGUGACAACGUGCUGUACCAGGGCCUGGUGGAGAUCCUCAUCCCCGACGUGCUGCGGCCCAUCCCCAGUGCCUUGACCCAAGCGAUCCGGAACUUUGCCAAGAGCCUGGAGAGCUGGCUCACCCACGCUAUGGUGAACAUCCCUGAGGAGAUGCUGCGUGUGAAGGUGGCAGCGGCCGGCGCCUUCGCGCAGACGCUGCGACGCUACACGUCGCUCAACCACUUGGCGCAGGCGGCGCGCGCCGUGCUGCAGAACACGGCGCAGAUCAACCAGAUGCUGAGCGACCUCAACCGCGUGGACUUCGCCAACGUGCAGGAGCAGGCCUCGUGGGUGUGCCGCUGCGAGGACCGCGUGGUGCAGCGGCUGGAGCAGGACUUCAAGGUGACCCUGCAGCAGCAGAACUCACUGGAGCAGUGGGCGGCCUGGCUGGACGGCGUCGUGAGCCAGGUGCUCAAGCCCUACCAGGGCAGCGCCGGCUUCCCCAAGGCCGCCAAGCUCUUCCUCCUCAAGUGGUCCUUCUACAGCUCCAUGGUGAUCCGGGACCUGACCCUGCGCAGCGCUGCCAGCUUUGGUUCUUUCCACCUCAUCCGGCUGCUCUACGACGAGUACAUGUACUACCUGAUCGAGCACCGCGUGGCCCAGGCCAAGGGCGAGACCCCAAUCGCCGUCAUGGGCGAGUUCGCCAACCUGACCACCUCGCUGAACCCCCUUGACCCGGACAAAGACGAGGAGGAGGAAGAGGAGGAGGAGAGCGAGGACGAGCUGCCGCAGGACAUCUCGCUGGCGGCUGGCGGCGAGUCGCCCGCGCUGGGCCCUGACGCCCUGGAGCCGCCGGCCAAGCUGGCACGGACAGACGCGCGUGGCCUCUUCGUGCAGGCGCUGCCCUCCAGCUAAGCCCGCGGCCUCCCCCGCCCCGCCCGCCCGCCCCCGCCGCCCGUCCACGCCAGGGUCCCUCACAGCUUCUGUGGCUUCGCUGUCACCGUUCCAGCCUCGGGCCGGGAGGGGGCCGCCAAGACAGGGAAGGCUAGGGGGUCCCUGCCCGCAGUGGGGCCGGCACAAUCACAGGGCCGGGCGGAGCCGCAGCUGCAAACUGACACAAAAGACGUGCCUUAAGGAACCCGCCACCGUGCCCAGGUGCCCCGUGGGACAGCCAGCUAGGCUCCUUGGCCCCAAAGGCCUCAGCAUCUCCCUCCCCCAGCCCCACCCUCCCGCCACCCCAGGGGGCAGGCAGGCAGGCCCCCCUCCCCUGUGGAACUGUUAACUUAUUCAGCUCGCUGGCUUUGCACAGUCUGUCCCCGGCCCAGCCCUGAGCCCCAGGUGGGCACAGGUGGGCAUCACCUGGGGACCCCCACUGUCAGCAGCAGCCCCGGGACCCCUCCCCCAGCAACCCCACCGCUCCCCACUCCUUGGUAUAAGUGCAAUUAAAGCCGUGGGUGUCGCAUCUUCUCCAGAGCUGGGCCCUCCCUUGCCCCGCAGCCCUCGAGGAGGGCACUGUCCUGGCCUGGUUGGGGGGAGGGCGGCCGGGGGCACCGCCUCCAGCUUCCAAAGAGCAGCAGGCCGGGCUGGGCGUGGGAGCCCAGAGGGGCCUGCUGCUGGCAGUGGGGCCCGGAAGUGCCCACGCCUGUCCCGGCCCCGGCUGGGGGCUCGGCUCCCUCAGAUCCAAGACCCCGGCGUCCCAGGCCACCCGCCUCUGGUUUGUAAUGGAACCUCUGUGCUCCUUCUCUCCCGGGAGACUGUGCUUCUCCUCCGUGCAGUGCGACCCGCCCCCCACAUGACUAUUGUGCGAUUUGUGAGCCGCCUGAGCGGAGUUGGUAACUUGUUGGUUUUUUUCCAACCAUCAUGGCCUUAUCUGUUCCGGUUUUCUCAGUGUCUUCAACCUGUGAGAUAGAUGUUUAUGGCAAAAAGCAAAAAAAAAAAAAGACAAAAAAAAAAGACAAAAAAGAUCUGACCUAUUGUAUAAAAAUCACUAUUUUGUGUGCUCCGCGUGCUACAGCUUUUGGGGUGGCCCCCCCACGUCCCCUCCCCACUCCCUCGGGGCCCCCCCCCUCCUGGCCGUGAAAGUGUCCACGCGUGUGGUAGUCUAGUGUGCCGAGC